AAUGCGUCUAGGGUGAACGCGAAGCCAUAAACUUAAUUUCUUUCUUAUACUUGUAAAAUUCCUCUUUCCGGAGUCAAACGCUUUUUGUGUGUGCCGGUGUUAAGAGUACUCCCACGACUGACUUGCGCCUCCUUUUCUCCUGUUGCCUGUACAGACCGGAAGAGUCUUGAACCGAAAUACCUCAGGGGGCACUUCCGGAAGUGCAACCUAGGGUUCCGGGAGAGUGCUGGCAGGUGAGGGAAAAGUAGGGACGCCGGUAGCUGGAGGAUGAAGAAGGAGCAUGUGCUGCACUGUCAGUUCUCCGCGUGGUACCCGCUCUUCCGAAGCCUUACCAUCAAGAGUGUCAUCCUUCCACUUCCUCAAAAUGUAAAGGAUUAUUUACUUGAUGAUGGGACUCUGGUGGUUUCAGGAAGGGAAGAUCCCCCAACUCGCUCUCAACCAGACAGUGAUGAUGAAACAGAAGAAAUACAGUGGUCAGAUGAUGAGAACACAGCCACACUUACGGCACCAGAAUUUCCUGAGUUUGCCACUAAAGUCCAGGAAGCUAUCAAUUCUCUGGGGGGAAGUGUCUUUCCUAAGCUUAACUGGAGUGCUCCAAGGGAUGCGUACUGGAUAGCAAUGAAUAGUUCUCUGAAGUGUAAAACCCUCAGUGACAUCUUUCUACUUUUCAAGAGUUCUGAUUUCAUCACUCGUGACUUCACUCAACCAUUUAUUCAUUGUACUGAUGAUUCUCCAGAUCCUUGUAUGGAAUAUGGGCUUGUUCUCCGAAAAUGGUGUGAAUUAAUUCCUGGGGCUGAGUUCCGGUGUUUUGUCAAGGAAAACAAGCUUAUUGGUGAGGAUUUCUCAAGGGACUACACACAAUACUAUGAUCAUAUUUCCAAACAAAAGGAGGAAAUUUGCAGAUGCAUUCAAGACUUUUUCAAGAAACACAUACAGUACAAAUUCCUAGAUGAAGAUUUUGUUUUCGAUAUAUACAGAGACAGUAGGGGGAAGGUGUGGCUAAUUGACUUCAAUCCAUUUGGUGAAGUCACAGAUUCACUGCUGUUUACUUGGGAAGAACUGAUAUCUGGGAAAAACUUAAAAGGUGAUUUUAGUGAAGGAGAUGCUCAGGAGCAGGAUUCUCCAGCUUUUCGUUGCACAAACAGUGAAGUUACAGUACAGCCAAGCCCCUAUCUGAGCUACCGAUUGCCCAAGGACUUUGUAGACCUCUCCACUGGGGAAGAUGCUCACAAACUAAUAGAUUUUCUUAAGCUGAAAAGAAAUCAGCAAGAGGAUGACUGAGAGCUAGUUCAAGACCAAGUUAAAGAGGAAUCCAUGUCUAUUCAGGAGGCUGCUCAAAGGCCACAACUUCCCAGUGACCCUAAAGGGUGGGGCAGGAGUGGGCAAUGUGGAAAUUGGCAGCUUUUUAUAUUCAUGUAUAUUCACCUGGAGAGAAAUGGAGGAACUUUGCUAUUUGUAAAAAUAACAUAAUAAAUAAAUCUUAAACAUAGGAAACCA
Messenger RNA from Sciurus carolinensis (gray squirrel), 1497 nucleotides. It is a transcript of the gene Cdc123, whose product is annotated as cell division cycle 123. The record is from RefSeq and is a predicted model, not a curated record. The transcript is spliced from 13 exons. NCBI's taxonomy places the organism in Eukaryota, Metazoa, Chordata, Mammalia, Rodentia, Sciuridae. Gene Ontology annotation, cellular component: cytoplasm. Bases 268 to 1281 code for a protein of 337 amino acids.